Messenger RNA from Serpula lacrymans var. lacrymans S7.9, 986 nucleotides. RefSeq lists its product as uncharacterized. The record is from RefSeq and is a predicted model, not a curated record. The transcript has 3 exons. NCBI's taxonomy places the organism in Eukaryota, Fungi, Basidiomycota, Agaricomycetes, Boletales, Serpulaceae. The coding region runs from base 81 to 590 and encodes 169 amino acids.
GCACUCUAUCGCCUUUCACUCGCUCCCAACAACUUAAAAUGCUUCUCACUAUUUCAAGUCGGCACAUCCGUAAUUCCACCAUGACCAACACGGAGGGUCGAGCUAUCUUCAUAACAAAUACGCCUUGGACAUGGCAGACGCGUACUACUACGAUACGGAAAGUCAGGAAUGACACUGCGCAGCCCAAAAGUGAUCGAUUCGAUGUUCUAUCUGAGAUCGUUUGGAGCUCAUUCAAUUCGCCAAUAUUUCGCUUACACAGUAAUGGGCCUCGUGCGAUAGAUUAUAUACAGAAGGAUGGAAAACGAGAGUUUGUAUUCACUGGUCCAGAUGCACGAUCAUACAUAUGGAGACUGUAUGAUAAUGUUUCUCUUGAGCUAAACGAUGGGUCAGAAACGCCUGUAGCUCACUUUCACGGGAGUAGCUGGAGCACCGGCGGCACAGUCAUUGAGCCGUGUCUCGAAAUAUUUGCUGUCGGGGAACACAUCGUGGAUAUCAUUGUAACAACUUUCGUUUAUGUGGAGAAACUAAAGAGGCUCGAACGAAAAGCUACCUCCUAUCCCACGCGCGGCCAUGCGGGCAAUGGCAUUUAAGAUGUACAGCCCUGGACCCUUGCUCCACUAAGCUCGUGCAGCUUCAAGUGCUUGCUUCAAUCACUAUGCCGAGAGAAUGGUCAUGGUAUGGUCAGCUUGCAGACUCAGCUUUGAAGCUGAUGAUGCGGAUUUAAACAUUUAUUGGAUAAGGCAAAGGUUCUGCUGAAGUACUGCGGUAUUAUAUGCUGCAGUGCUGUCGUAGUUCUGAACUAACCAACGGAACAGCUCAGGUUUUUUACUCUUUUGAUUGGUUCUAAAGAAAAACUAAGACUUUCUUUGUACAUCUAUGACCCAAUACUGUUGGCUACGUAGAAUCACAUGCACAUACAUUCAGCACUGUGUCCGCAGCAUACUUAUAUAGCGAAUAAUAUUAAUCCAUUUGUGUAGCCCUCAGCG